UAUGUUUAUAAUCUUAUAUUUACAUGGUAGUAAAAAGCUUAUGAGACAGAUAACAACCAACUAAUAAAUUAAAGAAAUAUUAUCUACAUUUAUUUCCAAGAUGGAGGAUGGACAUACACAUACCAAGAUUACGUAACGUUAAAUGUUAUCUCGUCAGAAGCUUCGAGUAAAUCGAUGAACAUGAUGGCGCUCGGGUUAGAAUUCUGACGAAAUAUACGAACUUUCGAGAAAAUAUAGGAGAGGGUAAGCUAAGUUUCUUUGCACGCGCGAGGAGGUUACACAACGUGCAAAACCGUACAGUUGCCGGUACAGUCAGAUACAUCAGAACUAAAAGAAAGAACUCGUCGAUUAAACAUGGCUGCCAAUGCUGCUGUUAGUUCCGUUAAAAGGCUUAUUCCCUUGUUCGAUAGAGUUUUAAUAAAAAGAGCAGAAGCUAUAACAAAAACGAAAGGUGGAAUUGUUCUUCCUGAAAAAGCACAGGCUAAAGUUUUACAAGGAACUGUCGUGGCUAUAGGACCUGGAUCUCGAAACAAUAAAGGGGAACAUGUUCCAUUGAGUAUUAAAGUCGGUGACACAGUAUUGCUGCCCGAAUAUGGAGGUACCAAAGUUGAACUUGAAGAUAACAAGGAAUAUCAUCUAUUUCGUGAAUCUGACAUUUUAGCAAAACUAGAAGUUUAAAUGUUCAUCAAGUACAGAAUAUAAGAUAACGAAUUUUUUUUGUAAGUUCUCAAUAAAAAAUUGUUUGACAAAU
Messenger RNA from Polistes dominula (European paper wasp), 751 nucleotides. Its product is annotated as 10 kDa heat shock protein, mitochondrial. NCBI's taxonomy places the organism in Eukaryota, Metazoa, Arthropoda, Insecta, Hymenoptera, Vespidae. The record is from RefSeq and is a predicted model, not a curated record. Gene Ontology annotation, cellular component: mitochondrial matrix; mitochondrion. Gene Ontology annotation, molecular function: ATP binding; metal ion binding; protein folding chaperone.